This is a messenger RNA of Dryobates pubescens (Downy woodpecker), 1513 nucleotides long. It is a transcript of the gene PNPLA2, whose product is annotated as patatin like phospholipase domain containing 2. Gene Ontology annotation, biological process: positive regulation of triglyceride catabolic process; lipid homeostasis; triglyceride catabolic process. The record is from RefSeq and is a predicted model, not a curated record. The transcript is spliced from 9 exons. Gene Ontology annotation, molecular function: triacylglycerol lipase activity. Gene Ontology annotation, cellular component: lipid droplet; membrane; cytoplasm. NCBI's taxonomy places the organism in Eukaryota, Metazoa, Chordata, Aves, Piciformes, Picidae. The coding region runs from base 45 to 1490 and encodes 481 amino acids.
UCCUUGCCGCAGCCUCUCGCCGCCGGCAGCGGGGCGCGGAGGCCAUGUUCCCCCUGGACUCCCCCUGGAACAUCUCCUUCGCCGGCUGCGGUUUCUUGGGGGUCUACCACAUCGGGGUGGCCAGCUGCCUGCAGGAGCAUGCCCCCUUCCUCGUCGCCAACGCCAAGAAGGUGUACGGCGCCUCCGCCGGGGCGCUCACCGCCACCGCCCUCGUUAGCGGCGCCUGCCUCGGUGAGGCUGGUGCCAGCAUUAUCCGAGCCUCCAAGGAGGCCAGGAAGAGGUUCCUGGGCCCACUCCACCCCUCCUUCAACUUGGUGAAGACCAUCAGGAGCUGCCUGUCCAAGGCUGUGCCGGAGAACGGGCAUGAAGUCGCAGCAGGGCGUCUGGGGAUCUCCCUCACCCGGGUCUCGGAUGGAGAAAAUGUCAUCCUGUCCGACUUCAACUCCAAGGAGGAGCUGAUCCAGGCCUGUGUCUGCAGUACCUUCAUCCCUGUCUACUGUGGGCUGAUUCCUCCAACCUUUCGUGGAGUGAGGUACGUCGACGGCGGCAUCUCUGACAACCUGCCCCAGUAUGAGCUGAAGAACACCAUCACAGUGUCCCCCUUCUCAGGGGAGAGCGACAUCUGCCCCCGGGACAGCUCCACCAACAUGCACGAGCUGAGGGUCACCAACACCAGCAUCCAGUUCAACCUGCGCAACCUCUACCGCCUCUCCAAGGCCCUCUUUCCCCCGGAGCCACAGGUGCUGCGGGACAUGUGCAAGCAGGGCUACCGGGAUGCACUGCACUUCCUCAAGAGGAAUGGACUCCUUCAUCGUCCCAGCCCUGCCCGUCCUCUCCUUGCCAUAGAAGCCCCUCCAGGAGAGAAGAAAGAGGAAGAAGCAGAAGCUGAGGACCAGCCUGAAGACAAUACUGCUCUUGCUGUUGUUGAGGAGCACAUAUUUGAACACUUGCCUCCCAGACUCAACCAAGCUCUUCUGGAGGCUUGUGCUGAAAGGAGAAGCUUCUUGACUGGCAUCACCAACAUGCUGCCUAUCCGUGUGGCCACAGCAAUGAUGGUGCCCUACAUGCUGCCUCUGGAGUCUGCAGUUUCCUUCACUCUCAGGUUGCUGGAAUGGCUCCCAGACAUCCCUGAGGAUAUUAGAUGGAUGAGGGAGCAGGUGACUGACAUCUGCAGCUACCUUAUGAAGAAAGCCAAGAAGAAACUGGGCAGCCACCUCUCAGCCAGGCUCUACUACCACCUGGAGCUUGGCAGGCCCCAGAGCCUGCCCAUUGCUUCUGGCCCUGCUUGUGGGGAGGCCCUGCCCCUGUGGAUGAGAAGCAACCGCUCCCUCUCUGAUGUCAUGAUGAAGUGGGAGGAGUACCAGCGCCAGCUCAUGCUGGGCUUGCUCUGCAUCAACGUGGACAUGCAGGCCUCCCUCUUCCCUCAGGAGGGCUUCCAGAUAAAGCUGCCACCUCUGGACUGUGCAAAAGAGUGCCUGCCACUCUUCUGAGCCUGCUCCUGCUGGGGGAGGAG